AUGAAGCUUGCCACAUGCUUGGUUACUCUUACAACAGCCUGGGGCACGGCUGCCCAGCACCCUCAUCUAGAGGAGGGCAAGUGGAAAGCUCCGGGAUCAGAUGAUUGUGCUUCGCGGGUUAGAAAUCACCUUUUCACCGACACCACCCGACAGUCUCCUAUCUGGAAGCUAAUAUUGUGCAGACCCUGUCCUAUGAUGAACACCCUGGCCAACCAUGGAUAUAUUCCCCGCGAUGGAAGGAACAUUACGAGACCCAAUAUUAUUGCGGGCUUAGCAACAGGGCUUAACUUCAACGAGUCUCUCGCAAGUCUAAUGUUCGACAUGGCUAUCGUUGCUAACCCCGAGCCGAACGCAACAUACUUUACGCUUGACCAUCUGAACCAACACAACGUCCUUGAGCACGAUGCGAGCCUCAGGUUAGUCAUCACGGCAAGUAUUUCCUUGUGGGUACGUGACUUGCUGAUGUUUGCUAGCCGCACUGAUUCUUAUUUCGGGAGCAACCAUAUUUUCAAUUGGACCAUCUAUGAAAAGUCAAAGGCUUACUGGACAGACCCUAUCAUCACGGCUCAGAUGCUGGCCAACAGCAAACUCGCCCGCCAAGUUGAAUCCAGAGCGUUUAACCCGACGUAUAGAUUCACCGCCGAUACGGAAAACUUUAGUCUAGGAGAGAUUGCUGCACCCAUUAUCGCAUUUGGGGACAUGGCCCUUGGCGAAGUCAAUCGUGCCCUGGUAGAUUACUUUUUCGUCAAUGAGCGACUGCCCGCCGAAUUAGGAUGGCACAAGAAGGAAGUGGCCAUUGGCGUUGAGGAUAUCCUCAAAGUAUCUGACAUGAUUAAGGCCGCGACUAGUCUUAUCACUGGCCCUGAUCAAUCUAAAUCUGCGAACAAACGGGAUUUACACGCUGGUAUAUACGUCUAA
Molecule: messenger RNA, 918 nt
Organism: Clonostachys solani
Lineage: Eukaryota; Fungi; Ascomycota; Sordariomycetes; Hypocreales; Bionectriaceae
Source: the annotation of a GenBank genome assembly